AUGUGCGACGGCAGGGACGUGCAGAUGGCGGCCGCCAUACUCCAGAUGUCCUGCUUGUACCGGGGCAUGUUAGCGGUCAGAGCCCCCGGCAUCAGGGCGAUGAUCCCCGGCCUGGUCCCGGGACGGUUCCGGGCCUUCUCGGUGCGGAAGGAACCCGAGCUGGAGGAGAACCCGUUCUUCGGGAAAUACCAGGACAAGAUCCAGAAGCUGCGCAGUGCCAAACCGCAGGAGUACGAGGACCGACUGGGGAAAAGGACCGAAGCCAAGAAAGAGGUCCUGGGACACUCGAAGCAGGCCGAGUUCGUCCGGCUCAUGGAGCAGGAGCUGGAGCAGAAGGAGCGUCUGGCUGCUGGCGAUGGAGCAUCAGGAGGUUUCACGAAGGGCAAGACGUUGGGCUCCAUCAUCAAUCUGGAGCUGAUCAAGGACCGGACCGGCGAGGAGGUGGCAGAGAUUUGGAUGAAAUAUUAUGCGACUAAGGACACGAUCAGCGCCGUCAUCCCGUCCGACAUCUACGAGGUGAUUUUCAGCAGAUCGGAGUCCUGCCCCGUGUUCCUCUACGCUCUGCCUCAGAGGGAGGGCUACGAGUUCUUCCUGGGCCAGUGGUCCGGGCACGAGCUGCACUUCACCUCCCUCAUCAACGUUCAGACGAUGGGCGAGAACGCUCCCAGUCAGCUGAUCCUCUACCACUACCCCGACCUGAAGGACGACAAGGGCGUCGUGCUCAUGACGGCUGAGAUGGACCCCAAGUUCAUCACCGUCCACCAGGCUCAGUGUUUGGCCAAUCAGGUGCAGCUGUUCUACGGGGCCCGGCGGCAGGAGACGUACCGGCUGCUGGAGACGUUCAACCACCAGCCCUCGGAGUUCAAGCACAUGUCGGUGAUCGCCGAGCUGGAGCAGAGCGGGCUGGGCUCCACGGCCGGUUCCUGAGGCCGUGGGUCUGGUCCCGGACCGGAGCCGGUCUCUCAGAGAGACAGAUCUUUUUAAACGAACACUUCAUGUGGAAGCAGGUGUUUGUUCUGAUAUUAUCGGGAAAAAUGAACUGAAGGAAGCACGAACGGCUUCUCGUGAACUCUUUUUUUUGACCGUUGACCUUUUUUUGUCUGGACACAUUAAUUGAUACCAUGCCAGUAAAAACCUAAGGCAUAUAUAUGUGCAUUAUUAUUAUAUUUAAUAUAUAUACAUAUAUAUAUACACAUACAUACACACCCUGUGAGUUUUUUUUGUUUUUUUUUCUCGUGAACUCUGACCUCCGAGGGCGUAACCAGGAAGUAACCAGGAAGUAACCAGGAAGUAACCAGGAAGUAACCAGGAAGUAACCCGGAGGUUCUGUCAGGAACAAACGUGGAUGAAUUUCAGACUUUGUUCUCCUUGGAGCUUUUCCCCAAAACCCGUCCGAUAAUCAAUAAAUUAUCUUUAAACAGCUAAAGAUCAAUUCAUUCUUGAAAUGU
Molecule: messenger RNA, 1448 nt
Organism: Cololabis saira (Pacific saury)
Lineage: Eukaryota; Metazoa; Chordata; Actinopteri; Beloniformes; Belonidae
Gene: atpaf1
Product: ATP synthase mitochondrial F1 complex assembly factor 1
Exons: 9
Coding region: 1-927 (308 amino acids)
Biological process (GO): mitochondrial proton-transporting ATP synthase complex assembly
Cellular component (GO): mitochondrion
Source: RefSeq, a predicted model, not a curated record